Messenger RNA from Chara braunii, 2488 nucleotides. NCBI's taxonomy places the organism in Eukaryota, Viridiplantae, Streptophyta, Charophyceae, Charales, Characeae. The record is from the annotation of a GenBank genome assembly.
CGUGGUUGUCUUAUCCAUUUCUUCUUAGUCCCAAUGGAGAAGAAUGGCGCGUGCCUGGCGGCGAUGUCGGCUAUCUCCUCAGAGACCAGCGGGGCACGGUCUGCCGUCGGGCUCCGGACUUCACACAUGCGUGGUGAUUUUGCAGAUCGUGCAGAAAUUACUGUCAGGAGGCGGUUGUCAAUGAGACCCUGUUUCUGCAGGCGAUCCCGUCCCCGUCCUUCUUCUCAAAUGAGAGAGCUACGCGUGCCCUCCUCCUCAUCUGCUGCGCCAUCUUCUUCAGCUUUCUGCCGUCCGAAAGACGCAAACUGUAAAGCCAGAGCGGAUUUCCAUAACUUCUCUUCCUCCUCCUUCUCCUCCUUCUCCUCCUCCUCCUCCUCCUCCUCCCGUCGGCGCACGUGUUCUUCUUCUUCUUCUUGCGCAAGUCUUGUGGACUUGGCGCGCAGCUGCGCUGUUUCGCGUGUUGGUGGCUGGCUGGCGGACUCAGGCUCGUGCUCCAAGUCCGGAUCGCGACCGCCACAUGCGGCGAUCCCACCGCUCUUGCGCGCCAAGUCGGCGAUAUUGGUGUCGGCCUCCUCGAUCGGGCACCCAACGUUACGGCCAAUUAUUGGUGACGUCAUCAUUGCGCGUGGAACGCGCAAGAAAGACCGGGCCAUGAUUGCAGAGAAGACGGCGCUGGCUUUUCUCUCCCCCUGCAGCAGCAGCAGCAUCUGCACCUUGUCCACCUGGCAGCAGCAACGGUUGCCGCCGGCUCUCUCGCCUUCGCCUUGGGCGCUGCUGGCGCCUUCGGCGCCGCUAAUUGUUGGGUGUGAUGGGGCUCUCUUCGCCAGCGUACAGGGAUCGCGACAAGCUCAACGGUCGCUGCAGCCUGGCUCCGACUCUUCGCUCGUGUCGGGAUCUCGACAGACCAUGUCGGCGUCGCUUCGUCGAAAGGGUGGGGGGGGGGGAGGCUUGAGAGCAAAGCGGCCGUCUUUCUUGGCGGGAAAACAUGGUGCGGCAACGUCCACUUCGUCAGUGUCUUCCCGCUCUUUCCGGCGCUCUCCCGCGCUUUCUCGUGUUCUUCGUCUAAUUAGAGGACCACCGCCGCCGCGAGGUAAUAAUGAUGAUGUCACUCUAGUCGGUGCUCGUCGGGAUCGGCUGUCAACUUGUGCCAGAGGAAGGAGAGGAGGGCGGUGGGUGAGCAGCGUCGGGAUCCGGCCAGCGGUGGCUGUUGCUGCUGCUGCUGCUGGUCGUUAUUAUUAUGCAGUUGCACAUCGCGGCGGCGUUGGCCAUGCAAACAAACCACGUGUCCUUCUCUCGCGUUGCCACGUGGCCGUGCAUUAUAACAGCAUGGCAGUCAAAGGGAGGGAGAGGAUGACACGGCGAUUGUUGAUGAAGUUACAGUCGGGAUCGGGGGAGGAAGGCGUCAGUGCAGAUGAUGACGUCAUCAGAGGAUCCGUUGAGGGAAGAUCGAGGGAGGACGGAGACGGGAUUAAGGUGGGGGAGGAGGGGGAGGAGGGGGAGGAGGAGGUGAUUGAAGGGGGAAGGGAGGAGGUAAAGGACGGAAGACAGAGCAGAUCUACGGUGGAUAGUCCAGUUUUUCAGGUGGUUGGCACAUCGGGGGAUGCAAAGUUUGCAAUUGAUUACUUGGGAGAGAGCACAAAAGGCGAUAUGCUUGUUCGGCCGGACAUUGCGGAAAGCUAUACUGAUAGCGAAUCUUUUGACGUGGAAAGUGCGUUUCAAGAGGAGGUUAGGCUUGAGAUAAAGCAAGCUGAUGCUCUACUCACGCAAAUGGGAAUACCGGCAGUCUUUCCUCAUGGGGAGCGAUCGAGGGGAAUCUUCUGCAGUCGUACUCUGAACCUUCGAUCUAUAUCAACCAUCGGGUAUGAUAUGGAUUACACGCUCGUCCACUAUGACGUUGAGGCGUGGGAGGGCCUUGCGUACAAUUAUGGAAUGGAUAAUCUGCGAAAAAUGGGUUACCCAGUCGAUGGCCUGCGCUUCGACCCUGAUUUGGCCAUUAGGGGGCUGAUAAUGGACAAGGAGAGGGGUAACCUUGUGAAAGCCGACAGAUUUGGGAUUGUGAAGCGAGCAAUGCAUGGAACGAAAAUGCUAUCCAAGAAAGCCAUCAGUCAAAUAUACGGACGGGAGUUUGUGGAUCUACGCAGCGAGUCACGCUGGGAAUUCCUGAACACACUCUUCAGCAUAAGUGAGGCGGUCAUGUUUAUGCAAAUGGUUCAGCGGCUUAAUGAAGGAGCAUUGCCACCAGAUCUCGGACCACUGGACUACACUGGUCUUUACAAGGUGGUUGCCAAGGCAUUGUUUCAAGCUCAUGUUGAAGGCCAACUUAAGGCUGAGAUCAUUAGCGAUCCGGAGCGCUAUAUCGAGCUUGAUCCAGAGCUUCCCCUGGCUCUCCUCGAUCAGAAAGAGGUGAACAUCAUUUUCAUUUUCCUCAUCCAUAUUUUCCCCAAUUCCACCUAGAUGAGCAGAUUCAGAAUCAAUGCAGCUUUUGUCC